Messenger RNA from Pantherophis guttatus, 4186 nucleotides. It is a transcript of the gene PDE3B, whose product is annotated as phosphodiesterase 3B. Lineage: Eukaryota; Metazoa; Chordata; Lepidosauria; Squamata; Colubridae. Gene Ontology annotation, molecular function: 3',5'-cyclic-nucleotide phosphodiesterase activity. Gene Ontology annotation, biological process: signal transduction. The record is from RefSeq and is a predicted model, not a curated record.
UCACAGGAGGGCGUGUCUUGGAAGAGCGCGUGCAGACCUUGCUGCCCUGGAACUCUGGGAGGCUGCAGCGCGUUCUCUCCAAGAACGAGCGAGAGUGGAGGGAGGGAGGGAGGGAGGGAAAAAAGGGAAAGAAAUACUUUUUACCUCUUUCUAUCUUCGUUUUCCCUCCUUCCUGUCUUUUACCCACCAUGCUCCGAGCCUGGACUCUGCGAUCCCGCUGCCGUUUGCGCUUCAGGAGCGAGGCUCCUUAUUGCUGGCUUUCCCCGGCUUUUUCCUCUCUUGGGCAAAGAUGAAGAAGGCAGGGUCGGGAGGUAGGAGAAACUGACCGAGCCCGGCUUCUCCUUCUUCUCCUCCUCCUCCUCCCCUUCUCCAGCUUUUCCCGCUCGACCACCAUGAGGGACGAGAAAGAAGCCGCCGCCUCCGUUUCUUUGCACCGCGGGCUCAGCAAACUUCUCAGCCAGCAGCCUUCGCCUCGCGGCUCUGCAGAGCCCAGUCUGGGGAACGGCUACUACGCGAAGCGAUGCGCGGCUCCUCUGGCCCGGAGCAGCCUCUUGCUGGACCUUCGGGCGCUCCUCCCAACCGCCCCACGCCGGGCUCUGGCCUGGGGUCUGGGUGUUGCUGCUGCGGCGGCGGCGGCUACCUUGGCGCUCCUGCCGUGCGCCUUGUUCUGGGGAGACCGCCAAAGUAAAGCGGGCUCAGCUGCGAGCAGCCCCGAAGCAACCGGGCUGUUGGCGCCGCUCGGGCUUUGCCGGUGCCUGAGCCCCCUCUUCAGCCUCGCCUGUGCCUUCUUCUUCCUCACCUGCUACCUGGCCCGGGAUGAACCCGGCGGCCCCCGGUGGCUUCUGGCGCUGCCGGUUUGUUGCUACGCGGGGGAUUUGGUGACGCUGCAGUGUCUCCUGCUGUCCCGCCAGGCCGAAGCCGAGGAAGGCGUCCCUCACCCUCCGCCAGCCGAAUUGCAGAUGCUGGCGGGGCGGUUGUUGGCCGCGCUUGGCACUGUGGCCGGACUGACCCUUUUGCAGCGCAGCCUCAAACUCCGCAGCAGCCUCCUGGUUUUGGUUUUCUCCAGCCUCGUGUGGUUGGUCUCGCUCACCAGCCUGGGGUCGCUGCCUCUUCCCCUUAGACCGCUGCUGUCCUGCUUCGCCGGGACGGCGGGAUGCUUGUGGGCGCUGCUGGGAGGAGAGCGCUGCGUUUUCUCUUCUCGUUCCCCUUCGGCUCCGGGUUUACAGCAGCACCUCCAGGGAUCGCAUCCGAAGUUGCCCGGCAGCGCCGAGCACAAAGUUCCUGUCAUCCGACCCAAGAGGAGAUCCAGUUGCGUGUCCUUGGGAGAGACUUCUGCCGCUUACUAUGGAGGCUGGAAAACGUCCAGGAGACCUUCGUUGCCUUGCAUUUCCAAAGAACAGAUGAUUCUUUGGGACUGGGACUUAAAGCAAUGGUAUAAACCUCAUCAUCAGAAUGCAUGCAGUGGAAUUGAAGUUGAUCUUUCUGUACUAAAUCAGACUCGCAGCAUAGUGUCUGAUCUUCUGUCUGAUCCAGUCCUUCCUCCACAUGUGAUUUCUUCUCUUCAAAGCAUCAAUAACUCACUAAGUGCUUUCUCAGGUUCAUGCAGGCCAAAGAUUAACCUGUUUACUCCCUUUCCGGGGUUUUAUUCCUGUCCAGAAAUGGAAGACUCACCUGAAAGAGGAGACUGUAAGCUGCACAAGGUACUGAGCAGCCGAAACAGCUUACCAACACCACAGUUAAGGCGAAGUUUAGGAAGCUUGCUGCCUAUUGAUCCAACUUCUAGAUGGGAACGUAAUAAUGGCAAAAGGUCGCACCAUGAAUAUAAUCUUUCAAGCCAAGGAUCUUACCCAAAUGGGCCUCUUGUUGGCACAAACCUGUUGACAAUUCCGAAACAAAGAUCAUCUUCAGUGACCUCAGCAAACAAUACAGGUUCUAGGCGAGCCGGAAUUUCUCAGAAUCUAAGUCCUGGCAUUUCACCCAGUAAUGGAUUUCUCUCCAGUGGGUACCACCGAUCACCUGCGGAAUUUCCUGAUACAGCUGAUUUCUUUACUAAACCUAGUAUUACUGUACAUAAAUCUCUGGGAAGCCCAUUUAAUUUUUCAGAUUGUCAACAAGUUAGAACCUCUUCGUGUUAUACUUGUAAUAGUUGCAGACGACAGGUAUUCAACUCAGCUGCAAACUCAUUAUUUGAAUCUGUAGCAGAAUGUCAAAGUCAAAAACCAGGUGAAGAUGGAAACAGCGAAGUUUCAAAAGUCCCCAACCAUCUUGCAGAGAAACUGCACUGUGAAUUGGGAGAAACAAAAAAUCCCUGUUGUCAAAUGGAUCAAACUAAGAAUUUUCAGUCUGAUAUUGAGAAGAAUUCUUCUUUAGAAAAGAUGUUAAUAGAAAACCAUAAUUCAUUAAUGGAGGAAAUGAAUAGUUGGAAUUUUCAAAUAUUUGAUCUUGUUCAAAAAAUGGGAGAUAAAUCUAGAAGAAUCCUUAGUCAGGUUGCAUUUACAUUGUUUCAAGACACUGGUUUAUUUGAAAUUUUCAAAAUUCCAAUUCAACAUUUCAUGAACUACUUUCAAGCACUAGAAAGUGGUUAUCGAGACAUUCCCUAUCACAAUAGAAUACAUGCAACAGAUGUUCUUCAUGCUGUAUGGUAUCUGACAACGAGACCAAUUCCCGGAUUUCAGCAAAUAGACAGGGAUACAGAAAGUGAUAUUUCAGUGGACCAUGUUGCCUAUGUUUCCUCCAAAAGCUGUCCUGUUGUAGAUGAAAACUAUGGAUAUUUAGCAUCAAAUAUUCCAGCCUUAGAAUUAAUGGCUUUAUAUGUAGCAGCAGCCAUGCAUGAUUUUGAUCAUCCUGGUCGGACAAAUGCUUUUCUGGUAGCAACAAAUGCUCCACAGGCUGUGUUAUACAAUGAUAGAUCAGUUCUAGAAAAUCAUCAUGCAGCCUCUGCAUGGAGCCUCUUCUUAUCACUACCGGAAUACAAUUUUCUGUCUAAUCUUGACCACGUGCAGUUCAAACGAUUUCGAUUCUUAGUGAUUGAAGCAAUCCUUGCAACAGAUCUCAAGAAACAUUUUGAUUUUCUUGCUGAAUUUAAUUCCAAGGUAAACAUGAAUGGACAUGGUAUUGAAUGGAGUAAUGAAAGCGAUCGACUGUUAAUAUGUCAGAUAUGCAUCAAGCUUGCAGAUAUCAAUGGUCCAGCCAAAAUUAGAGAUCUACACCUGAAAUGGACAGAGGGAAUUAUCAAUGAAUUUUAUGAACAGGGAGAUGAAGAAGCAAACCUGGGGCUACCUAUUAGCCCUUUUAUGAACCGACAUUCUCCUCAACUUGCCAAAUUACAAGAAUCUUUUAUUACCAACAUUGUUGGUCCUCUUUGCAAUUCUUACGAUGCAGCCGGCUUGCUUCCAGGAAGAUGGAUUGAAAGAGAUGAGAGGGAAAGCUCUGAAGAUUGUGAUGCAGAAGAGGAUAGCGAAGACGAAAUGGAAGAUUUAGGAACAAAAUUACAAAGAAGAAAAAACGGACAGGAAAUAUUUAGUCAACUAAUAUACCAUUUGAACGAAAACCAUAAAAUGUGGAAGAAAAUAAUUGAAGAAGAGGAACUAAAUAAACCAGAAGAAAAUGAACAGUCAGAAAAAAACUCCUUAUGUCAAACAGAUGAGAUUCAGGUCAUUGAGGAAGCAGAUGAAGAAGACGAACGACAUUAAGAACAAGAAAAAAUACUUUAAAAAGACUUCAUAACAGUGUUCCAGACUGCUGCAAGAAUAUAUUUUUACCCAUAAAACUGGCGGUCAACUGACAGACCUGAGAGAAGUAUGAAAAAUAGUAUACUGAAUAAUGUGAAAGGAUACUUAUUUCUUCAGCAUUAUCACACUUCUAUGCACUUUUGCCACAUGGAAAUAAAAAGAAAAUUCAUAGACUUACUGAACAUAGUACUGCAUUCCAUGAUGAGAAGAUUUUAUGUCCAGCUUGGACUUCAUGUAUCUUGUUUUGCUGCCUUCAUAAAAGUAACUUCUUAAUAUCAAAAGGGAAUUAACAGUUUGGAGAAAAAUCAAUCCGAAAUACCCAAGUUAAAAGGACAUUCUGUUUUGCCCUUGAGAAAGGCCUAUAAUGUUUUAGACUUGGUAUUUUGUUUCUAAUGCGAACCUUAAAAUCACUGUGCCUGUCAAUAAGCAGUUCCCAUAAAUUUAAUUUGCAAGAG